Molecule: messenger RNA, 1419 nt
Organism: Ostreococcus tauri
Lineage: Eukaryota; Viridiplantae; Chlorophyta; Mamiellophyceae; Mamiellales; Bathycoccaceae
Product: RNA methyltransferase, RsmD
Exons: 1
Coding region: 1-1419 (472 amino acids)
Biological process (GO): rRNA methylation
Molecular function (GO): methyltransferase activity
Source: RefSeq, a predicted model, not a curated record
AUGCACGCCCGCGUCGUCUCCUCGACCGCGCAUUCUCGGUGUUCCACGUCGAACGCGAACGCGAGCGCGCGUCGACCGAGCUCUCGAGCCGCCGCCGCCGCUUCGAGGUCACUCAACUUGAUUCGUCUCUCCGUCGCCGCGCGAGCGACUGGCAAGGGAUACGACAGCGCCAAGGACGCAGAGGAAGAUUUAUUGUUCUGGAACGAGGAAGACCUGAUCGAUGACGAUCCGGUGACGAUCGAAGAUGACGACGAGGAUUGGGACGACGAGGAGGACGAAGACGACGACUGGUUCUUCGUCCCGGAGGGGGCGAACGUGCGAGCGGUGGACGAAGAUUUGUUCAACAUAGAGGAUGAGGACGACGGUGCGGGAUACGUGAUGGAUUAUGUGCGAGUGCCGACGCGAGGGGAGAGAGUUGGGUCGGACGAUCGUGGGGUGAACACGUCCUUGAGGUCGCCGCGGAAGAAUCCGCUCGCGCCAAAGGCGGACGAGAAGCCGAAGCGCGUAGUUGGUGAGAGUGGUAACAUCGAUGCGAAGAAGGAGAACAAGGGAAUGAAAAAGGAGGAGGUCGAGCGCAUGGUGCGCAUGGGAGUGCCGCGCGAUCUGUUGUUUGCAAUCGAGGAAGAGAAGAAGGAAAUCGAGUCCUUCAACAAGAAGAAGGAAAUCGACGCGGCGAAGAAGACGCACAAGCGCAUGACCAUCGUCGCCGGAAAGUACGCACGUCGUAAAUUAUUAUCACCGAGUGGUCUAGACACACGACCGAUGAUGAGCAUGGUGCGAGGGGCGACGUUUGACAUGAUGUUAAACUUUCUUGGUUCGCGUAGCAACGUGCAGUUUCCGCCGAACUCACGAUGGCUCGAUCUCUUUUGCGGCACCGGCGCGAUCGGCCUAGAGUCCAUCUCUCGAGGCUGCGUCGAGGCGCACUUUGUUGAGAUGGACCCGUGGGUGAUCAACAAUUGCACCAAUAAGAACAUCGCGACGCUCGGUGUACAGAAGCAGACCACGACGCACUGCGCCAGCGUGCAAGCCUUCAUGAGUCAGAACCACAAGAGCGCGCGAGGCGUCGGCGGUGCGUUCGAUUUUAUCUCAUUCUGCCCGCCGUACUACAAGGUCUCCUACCCCGAGCUCUUACUCCAGCUCGACGAAUCUGCCUUGAUCAAGGACUCGACGGUCUUAAUCGUCGAGUACGCCUCUGGGCAAGCGAAGGACAUACUCCCGAGCAUCGGCAAGCGCCUCCGUCGCGUCCGCGACCGCCGCUACGGCCGAACCUUCGUCGCCCUCUACGUCUGCGACGGCCGCGACGUCGACGUGGACGACGACGACUUCGAGACGCCCACCAAAUUCGGCAAGCCCGUCAAGAGCCGACGCGACGACGACGACAACGACGACGACGACGACGACGACGACGACAGCGUGUAA